AUGAAGAGGACCGUGUUGACACAGAGCAGAACCCUUAAUCAGACCCCCCCUGAAGCCCUGGGCUCGCUGCAUCGGCCAGUCCAGUCCCCCGAGGCCGAGAGCGCCUGGCUGAGACAGGCAGCUGGUCACUGUUUCUUCUCUGUACCUUUAGGGGCUGAGGAUGCCCUGGAGAGCAGCCUGAGAGUCCACGGGGGCCGCGCCACCAAGCACGCACCUGAGAAGCGGCCCGUGCCCAUUCGGAGGAAGAGGAGCAUUGAGGAAGCUGUCCCUGCCGUCUGCAAGACCAGGACGGUCAUUUACGAGAUACCUCGGAGCCAGGUGGACCCCACAUCUGCCAACUUCCUGAUCUGGCCACCGUGCGUGGAGGUGAGACGCUGCACUGGCUGCUGCAACACCAGCAGCGUCCGGUGCCAGCCGUCCCGCGUGCACCACCGCAGCGUCAAGGUGGCCAAGGUGGAGUACGUCAGGAAGAAGCCAAAGUUAAAAGAAGUCCAGGUGAGGCUGGAGGAGCACCUGGAGUGCACGUGCAUGCCCACCAGCCUGAACCCCGAUUACCGAGAAGAGGAGACAGAUGUGAGGUGAGGAUAAGCUAGCAGCCCUUUCCCGGGACACGGAUGUACAUGGCGCGUUACAUUCCUGAACCUACUCUGUACGGUGCUUAUUGCCAGCGUGCGGUCUUUGUUCCCCUUCGUGAAAAACUGUCUCCAUGCGCACCCUGGAGAACAAAGAGACAGUGUACGUUUGUUUAAUGUGACAUCAAAGCAAGUAUUGUAGCACUCGGUGAGACAGUAAGAAGCUUCCUUGUCAAAAAAAGAGAGCGCGCAAACAAAACCACAGAGCAUGACGGACAGAGCUGACUCAGAAAUACCUAAACAGUCGUGGGAGAGGAGGGGCGCCCUGUGGGACAGAAGCGGCGGGCGCCUGGCUGAUGGAUUCUGUCCAGGGUGGUCGCAGGUGCUUCUGCCAAGGACGCGGAUGGGGCCUGCCCUUCCUGGGAGACGGGCCGGGUGCCGCAGCUCGCGGGGCGCGCAGGAGCCGGAGCGUCUGGGAACCGCCGUGGGACUUUAGAAACCAUAUCUCCUCGCUGUAGUGUUUAAGUCUAUACAGAACCUUCCUGAGAGCCUUAAGUGGGUUUUUUUGUUUUUUUGUUUUUUACACCAUAAAGUGAUUAUUAAGCUUUCCUUUUUACUCUCUGCCUAGCUUUUUUUUUUUUUUUUUUAAAUUAUCUCUUGGAUGACAUUGACACCGAUAACACCAGGCUGCUGUAACAGGACAGUGAGAAGGUAUCUUUCCUAGCAGGAUGCAAACAAAUAAGAUGUAUUAAAUAAACAUGGUAUACCCGCCUAUGCAUCAUUUCCUAAAUGUUUCUGGCUGUACGUGUUUCUCCCUGGCCCUAGCUCAUGUUGCUUUUUAAUUUAAGCCAUUUCGAGAGAACUAUGCGUGAACCAAUCAAAGGCGGCCCCGUCUCCUUGUCCCCGGAGCUCCCGCCGAUGGCCACAGCGUGGCCGUGGGACGUGGCUCCUGCUGCCCACGCUUGGACACAACCCAAAUUCUUUAUUUUUGGUAAGAUGUUAUGCUUAAUGUGUACUCAAGAGAAAUGUGUGUGUGUUGUUUUUUUUGUUUUUGUUUUGUAAAGGUGACGUUUGUAUUUUUAUCUAAUAUUACCAGUUUUAUAUACCUGAGAGCCUGCUAUGUUUUUGUUUUUUUUUAACCAAAAUGGAAAAAAAAACCCCCCAACAAAGCCCAUGCACAUGAAACUCA
Miniopterus natalensis is the source of this 1761-nucleotide messenger RNA. Lineage: Eukaryota; Metazoa; Chordata; Mammalia; Chiroptera; Miniopteridae. The record is from RefSeq and is a predicted model, not a curated record.